AUGUCCAUCACAGAUUUGGCUCAUCGCUCUGGUUUCAUUUCCUUGAUGGUUGUUAGUUUUGGAUUUAUUUAUUAUUCUGUUUGGCUGCUCAUAACACCAUUUAUUGACAAGGAUAAACAAUGGGUUUUGAAAUUCUUUCCCCCCAGAGAAUAUGCUAUCAUAUUUAUGGCUGUUAUUGGAUUAACCAUGUUACUUGGUUUGUCAUCGAUUUUAGGAUGCUUAAUGAUCAAAAGAUCCAUGUCGAUGACGAAAAAAACUUGUUGA
Molecule: messenger RNA, 264 nt
Organism: Naegleria fowleri
Lineage: Eukaryota; Heterolobosea; Eutetramitea; Acrasida; Naegleriidae
Exons: 2
Coding region: 1-264 (87 amino acids)
Biological process (GO): GPI anchor biosynthetic process
Cellular component (GO): endoplasmic reticulum membrane; dolichol-phosphate-mannose synthase complex
Molecular function (GO): enzyme regulator activity
Source: RefSeq, a predicted model, not a curated record